ACAUGUUGGUUUACUGUAAUAAUAAGUCAAAAGGCGCCAAUAAUAGCACUUAGCACAUAUGUCAGUGAACACAUUGUAAAAAUAAGUUAUAUGUAUGUAGUUCGUUUCUAAUAACAAAUUCAUUAAAGUCGAACUCAUUUAAAUUAUAAAACGAAAAAAAAUCACACAAACACCAACGAUUGUAAAACGUGUUAGACGAGGAAAGAAAGAAAGCUACACAUCAAAGAAGAACAAAGGAGAAAGGAAGAGCGCGCGCUAGAAAGUGGUGAAAAUAUGAACAAGACGCAUUUUCAAUAAAUUCACACUGUCUUUGCAAUUAACUGUUUCACAACGAAACAUUUUUCAUUUCAAUUCAAUAACGAACAACGGCCAUAAUUAUUUAAGUCCCAAGUGAAUUCUCGAUGAAGUGUUUUUCACCAGAAUAGUUGAUUUUUUUCUUUUGUUCAGCAAAAUUUGAUUGGUGGACAAACAAAUCGCCAUUACGGUAAAAAUGUCUCAAAUUAAUAAAAGCCAUCAUGUAAAGGAAACAAAAAGUGAGCUUCCAUCCCGUGUCGCUCAAUGGUACUACAAGCAUGGCUUGUUUCUGUCGAGUUAUCCCACCUGUGCGUCCAGUUUGGCAAUUUUUAUGGUUAUAUUUUCAUGCUAUCCAUUAUUGAAUAUUCCAUUGCCCGGAACGAUUCCGACCAAAGUCAUUCUACCGUACGAAGAACAAGCAACCAUAAAAUCACCAACGAUUUUAAUAAAUUCCAGUUCCAGCGUUCCGAUAGGAUCCACCUCCACCAGCAAUGCAUCGUAUGAACAACCUCCAUUUCCAUGGGCGAAUAGCGAUCCAUUUGUCUAUAUUCAACAAAUUGUGAUUCGAUCGAGUGUAUUGCCAUGGCGAAAAAAUCUAUUGCUUACGGAUGCGUAUCGAGGUCCAUUACAUGAAAUUUUCAAACUAUUGGAAAUCGUUCGAAAUCAUGAAGAUGAAACGAGCAAAACAAAUUUGGCCAACAUCUGUUUGCAUGUGGAAAAUGUAAAAAUGUUCACAAAAUAUUCAUCGGUAUUUCCCGAAUACAAUUGUCUGAUCCUAUCUCCGGCAAAUUUAUGGCAACAAAAUGCACAAAACUUUAAAAAAGACACAAACCUUCUAUCAACGAUUUUUCAUCAUCAUAAUUUACAAAAGUCAAAGGUAUCAAUAGCAGAAAUGCUCUUUGGUAUGCUUUUGCGUGAUACGGGUGUUAAAAGAUACCCAAUACGAGUACGGCCAAGAAUAAUUCAGUACGCAAUUACAUUGGUAUUGGAAAAAAAUGAUCCGAUUUUUAUAGAAUCGUUGAAGCAGAAAUUGAUGCAAGCAUAUCCAUUGCAUCAAGAAAAUGUGGCAAAAUCAACAUACCGUGAAGCAAUCACAUACAUAUACUAUCCCGGUGAAUUUAAUGUUGUUGAAUGUCUACCAAUGUGUAUCGCUUUUUUGCUUGUUUUUAUGUAUGUCUAUUUUUCUGUACGAAAAAUUGAUGUGUUCAAAUCACGUUUCGUGUUGGCAGUGAGUGCGGUAGUAACAGUGUUGAGCAGUUUGAUGAUGGCAUUGGGAUUAUAUUUCUUCUUUGGAUUAACAAUAAGCAUGCAAUCUCGUGACGUACUACCGUAUCUGAUAAUGUUGUUUGGAUUGGAAAAUGUGCUGGUCAUCACAAAAAGUGUUGUGUCCACCGAUGAGAAAUUUGAUGUGAAAAUUCGUGUCGCACAAGGGCUCAGCAAAGAAGGAUGGUCGAUUACAAAAACACUACUUACGGAAAUUACAAUAUUGACCAUUGGUUUGAUAACAUUUGUACCAGUGAUUCAAGAGUUUUGUAUAUUUGCCAUUGUUGGCCUAAUAUCGGAUUUCUUCAUGCAAAUGUUGCUCUUUUCCACCAUUCUUGCCUUGAAUAUUCGACGCAUUGAAUUUAGCAGCAUAGCGAAAUCAUCAAAUGUACCGGAUAUGGCACAACGAGUUCCGUAUCGUUAUUUGGCAAAUACACCCAAAGUACAAUCCACCUCAAUGAGUCGAUCUCGAUCACAUCCAAAAUUUUCCGUUGCUCAGGAUUCCAUGCAACCAACAGAUGUCGUGGCCGCUGGCAACGCCAUCGCCGAAGCUAAAAAGAUACCAAAACGUUUGAAAAUUUUUAACUUUUGGGCACGAACACGGUUCUUUCAACGUGCCUUUAUGCUCUGGAUGAUCGUCUGGAUUUGUUCAAUUGUUUACAAUUCCGGUAUUUUCGAGCAUAUUUUUGUGAUAGAAAGAAAAAAUAACACCGAAUUGACGGAUGAUAGUGGUUUUGAAACUUAUCCAUCGCAUGGAAUGCAAAUUUCGACUAUUGAUAUCAAGACUGGUGAUAGCGUAUCGUAUGUGACCAAAGAAAGUGAUUCACAACCUAAGAGCACAUAUUUUGAUGAAAAGCAAUAUAAUAUGACUGAACAAUUAAAUAAACUACGACAUCCUGACUAUGAUGUAAAUUUGCAUUUAUCGAAUUUCCAUUGGUCAUCAAUUUUAAAACAGUACAACAUUUCGGUGAGUGGAAAAUAUGUAACAAUUCUACCAACGAUUCGUAUUUCGCAUGCUGUUACACCAGACGAAGCGAUUUACUUGCGAAAUAUUGACGAAAAACCAAAACUUCAUUUCCAAUGGAAAGCUCUGGCCAUCGCAUUGGAUCCCAUUGAUUUUGCCGAUAUGGAAGAAAAAGAAGGAUCAAUUGCUUAUCAUUUAACCAAUUCGGGUGGCUACAACAUUGGCUCAACACCAUUAUAUCCAAAAACACCAAUGGAAAUGUUGCUAGCCACCAUUCUUUGUAUGAUCAGUAUCUUUGUGACGUCGUAUGCAAUGAUUGUGUUUUAUCGAUGUAUUUGUAGUCGAAAUUAUGCAGAAUGGCGUUCAAGUUGGAAUGAUUCAAAAAUGGACAUUGCAUAUCCAAAAACACAACGAAUUUUUGAAAGUAUUCCAAUUCAAAUAAAAGGUCAUAGCCAUCGAAUUGAGUGCAUGGUAACCGAUGGCAGAAUGUUAGCAUGUUCAUGUCUUGAUGGAAAAAUCACCACAUGGGACGUCUCGAAUGGUGAACAAAUCAGUGUGAUAAAUCGUAAAAAUUACUUUAAUAUAAAUCGACGAUUGUCAGGUUCAUACACACCGUCUGUUUGUAAUGACGGUUCAGCACCAAUCACAAUGACUGCAAUGCCCAGUGAAAAAGCGGCUCCAACAAAAAAACCAGAAGUAUCGCCGAUUUGGUGUUUGGAUUAUACUGAUAAUUUAAUUGUAAUUGGUUGUGCCGACGGAAAAAUUGAAUUCUGGGAAAGCACAACCGGCACCCUCAAGUGUAUAUAUGAAGGCGAGGGAAAGCAAAAUUAUGGAAUAACUCAUUUACACUUGAGUGGCGAUCGGUUAGUAGCUGCUCGGCUCAAUGGUCGUAUUGACUUUUUGCGAUUGGAAACCUAUAAUCAGGGACGGCAAAUUGAUUGGGGUUUCAUGUCGGCCUAUCGUCGAACGCACAUGCGAACUGGCUCAACGGGAAGCCUAUCAAGUGCUCAGAUGGCAAGCCAAGGUGGUGAUCUUUCGCCCAUUGCAUCGAGUAGUCAUGAGGAGAUGCGAUGUUACUUGGAACAACAGCACCAAGGACAUCAACAGCUAAUCACCUGUAUGGAUGUUGUUGGCAAUACUGUAUUAACCGGAAGCCAAGAUCAUACAUUAAAGGUUUUCAAAUUAGAUUUAGCCAAUUUGGUGUUUACAUUACACGGCCAUUACGGUCCAAUAACUAGUAUAUUUAUUGAUCAUUACCAAAGUUGUACUGGUGGUUCUGGUUCACAAGACGGUCUACUAUGUGUAUGGGAUUUAAUAACCGGUGCCUGCAUGUACAGCAUACAAGCACAUGAUGGUGCAAUCGUGUCAUUGAUUUGUUCAUCGAGUUAUGUGAUUUCCAUGGGCACGGAUGAACGGCUUUACAUUUGGGAGCGAUUUCAAGGGAAUUUGCUCAACACAAUCAACGUGCCUUACGUUUAUACAAGUUUAUUGAUGUUGACACCGUCUCUACUCAUCACAGCUAAACCUGGUGCAUUGGUCAUUUGGGAUGUACGAAAUGGUGAAUUAACACGUGAAAUUAAAUUAGAUUGUUUGAAUUCGCAUCUAUGCUCGAAAAAAAUUCUAUUUGCUAGUGGUUCAGUGGUCUGUGAUUAUGGCAAUGAAAUGAGAAUAAUACGGUUUCCAGUUGUAAACGAUAAAUGCGACUAAAUAAUAUGACGAUGAUUACAAUCACUAUUAAAUAAUACUUACAGAAUGAGCAUCUAAUUUAUUAUUAAUCAGAAGCGCAUUAUUCUUCAUACUUUUCCGUAACUAUAUCCACCGUUUUUGUCAUACUUAACUCAUGCAUUGUCAUCUGACGAACCGUCCAUUGUGCACUUACCGAUCAAACAUAAAUGGCAAAUACUUAAAGGCCUCACAUCAGAUUUAAAAUAACAAAUACUACAUCCCGUUCAUCCAAACCGAAUAUUAACUACCGAAUGCAUGCAACAUCGACUAGGCAAUGUAAAUAGAAAAGGCGAUCACUUGAACGCACUAAACAGACUGAGAUUCAAACAUGAAUAACAAAAAAAUAAAUAAAUAAAUAGAAAUACAUAAUUUAAACCAAACUCAGAAUAUAUUUGAUCUUCUGCCAAAUAUAAGAAACACCACAUUA
This is a messenger RNA of Contarinia nasturtii (swede midge), 4673 nucleotides long. RefSeq names its product sterol regulatory element-binding protein cleavage-activating protein (gene SCAP). Gene Ontology annotation, biological process: SREBP signaling pathway. The record is from RefSeq and is a predicted model, not a curated record. Gene Ontology annotation, molecular function: sterol binding; protein binding. Gene Ontology annotation, cellular component: Golgi membrane; endoplasmic reticulum membrane. The transcript has 9 exons. Bases 491 to 4228 code for a protein of 1245 amino acids. NCBI's taxonomy places the organism in Eukaryota, Metazoa, Arthropoda, Insecta, Diptera, Cecidomyiidae.